CCCACCCACUGCUCAUUCCCCAAAGAGGCGGCUGCCCCCCCUCACGUUGCUCGAUCCCCUUACUCCGACGCCGACCGCACUCUAUCUCAAAUCCGUCUCCACCUCCAACUCUGAUCGCCCUCCCCUCCAUAAAUUCAACCCACACACCGGAGACGAACCUAGAUCUGGGAUCCAUGGACCUUACAGGAGGAGAGGAAUCCUCGACACACAACAUGCAAAUCAGUUGGCCGUCCUUGAACCCCCCUGCUCACGGCUACAUCGACGACGGCGGCGAGCGGCCACCCUUCGUCCUCAUCGAGCCCUACGCCUGCUUCGCCAACCUCAUCAACGGCACCACCGCCAGCACCCCAAUUAUGUUCGACACCGAGCUCGAGGGCUGUAGCAUCCAGGUCACCUUCUGCGCCGUCCACCCGCCGGACGUCUCUUACCUGUGCGUCCACGCCGUAGGCUUGGGCGACCCCCUGUUCACCAACCCGCCUCGCAUCCUCGCCACCGAGACGGACGGUAGCCUCCUCCUGCUAUGCGUCCCCAUCCCCAUCCCCGGCCAUCCUUUCCCACUCGGUGCCUACGUCAACAGCACCCGAGAAGAGUACUUCGUCUACAACCCCCGCGUCCCUGUGCUUGAGCACCUUCGGCACCCGGAACCCGGCAGCAUCCCCUGCUUGGUUGACGGCACGGUUGCCAUCGUGCGCAAGUGCAGCCAACACCAACACACCAGCAACCCAGGCCGCAAACAACAACCCCAUCGAGCCGGCGUCCACAACUUAGCCCUACAUCCCCAUGGAGCCGGCGUCCACAACUUCGCCCUACAAUCCCACGGAGCCGGCGGCCACAAGUUCGGCCUACAACCCCAUGGAGCCGGCCGCCACGACUGCAGCAACUGCAGCUACGUCAUUGCGGCGCAAUCUGAAAGGUUCGGAUCUGACUAUCCUUGUCAACUCUACCUCUAUCACUCCAAUACCUCCUCCUGGACCACUCCGUCCGUGGUAUUCGAGACGCCCCUCGACAACGAAUACCAAACACACAAGACAAUCUUCAUCGGAGGAGAAAAGGGUACUCUGGCCUGGGUCGAUCUCUCUGGAACUAUUGUCUUGUGGGACGUUCUCGGCAAGGGCCGCCGCAAGUUUCGCCAGUUCCAACUGCCAGGACCCAUCGACAAGGGCAGCGACGCAUCCACUCGGGACAUUGCUGUGCUCGGUUCUUCCAUCAACUAUGUCGUAAUGGAGUACUUUGCCCGUGGUUGGAAGGCCACUGUAUGGAGCAUCAGCACUAAUUCCCUCCCUGGGGAGGGUUGGGGCAUCCGUUACCAUCUUGAUUCCUCUAAUUUACAAGGUCUUGAAGGUGAACCAGCUACAGCUCCUUAUAUUGGCCUACCCAAGCUGAGCCUCCAAGACGAUGGCACUGUUUUCUUUCUCAAACAGGUUGACUACCGCGACCCACACCAACCGGCAUGGGUGCUUGCUGUUGACAUGAGAAACAAAACUGUCCAGAAAGUGGCCAAGUUUAUUCCCUCUGGUUUGUACGUCGACUAUGAAACAAGCAGGAUUUCCAAAUAUCUCAAAGUUGCUCCAGGUACAAAGCAAAUAACGAAAAGACCUGGGACGCCAUUGCUGAAAUCCCCUAGCAAGAAACAUACUGGAGACACAGAUGACCCUAUGACGGCGAUUGAUGUGUGUUAGAGAGGUUGCAGACCUGAAAACAAUGUGUCCGGCUAUAUCCAUGGACGGGGUAUUAGAGUAUUAUCUUAUGGCUCACUGCUAAAUGUCUGGACUGUCCUUUGUUUAUUUAUUUUAUUUUAGGAUUAUGUACACUCCAAGUUACUAUGUACUAUCUAUUUUAUUAAUCAUGUGAAAUCUAUUACAAAGCUUUCUA
Messenger RNA from Triticum aestivum (bread wheat), 1872 nucleotides. RefSeq lists its product as uncharacterized. NCBI's taxonomy places the organism in Eukaryota, Viridiplantae, Streptophyta, Magnoliopsida, Poales, Poaceae. The record is from RefSeq and is a predicted model, not a curated record. The coding region runs from base 174 to 1679 and encodes 501 amino acids. The transcript is spliced from 2 exons.